This is a messenger RNA of Sphenostylis stenocarpa, 1011 nucleotides long. The record is from the annotation of a GenBank genome assembly. NCBI's taxonomy places the organism in Eukaryota, Viridiplantae, Streptophyta, Magnoliopsida, Fabales, Fabaceae.
AUGGAGAAAUUCUGGCCACUCACGAAGUAUAUUAUUGCGAUCCAUCCACUGGAACGAAUUAAGGGCAGGACCAUCCAUGUAGAAGGGAAGGAGUUGAAGCUGUUCACCUUCUGGUAUUUUGAUGGUAUUCAAACAAAUGGAUCACUGCAAAAACCCAAUCCAAAGUGUUGGACCCAUCGAAUAGGCGAUAACGUCGUGGGAAAAACACUCGUUGAGGUUAAAGAGAUCCUUAUUGAGGAGUCAAAUGUGCAGCCCGUCAAUAGUCCAGUGACGGUUUGUGGUGAUAUUCACGGCCAGUUUCAUGAUCUGAUGAAACUUUUCCAGACUGGGGGUCAUGUGCCGGAGACAAAUUACAUUUUUAUGGGAGACUUUGUUGAUCGGGGUUACAAUAGUCUUGAAGUAUUCACCAUCCUUUUACUUCUAAAAGCUAGAUACCCAGCUAAUAUAACUCUUCUACGUGGAAACCAUGAAAGUAGACAACUAACACAGGUCUAUGGAUUUUAUGAUGAAUGCCAGAGGAAGUAUGGGAAUGCUAAUGCUUGGCGAUAUUGUACAGAUGUUUUUGACUAUCUUACACUUUCAGCAAUUAUAGAUGGAACUGUUCUUUGUGUUCAUGGUGGCCUCUCUCCAGACAUUCGAACAAUUGAUCAGAUAAGGGUCAUUGAGAGGAAUUGUGAAAUUCCUCACGAGGGGCCAUUUUGUGAUCUGAUGUGGAGUGAUCCUGAAGAUAUUGAAACAUGGGCAGUCAGUCCUCGUGGAGCUGGCUGGCUUUUUGGAUCCCGGGUCACUUCUGAGUUCAAUCACAUAAACAAUCUUGAUCUUGUUUGUCGAGCACACCAACUUGUUCAAGAAGGUCUUAAGUAUAUGUUCCAGGAUAAAGGCCUUGUAACUGGUGCGGACUUGCACAAUAGCAAUAUUGGGAUGGGCAGUGCCAAUACCUUGAGCAAGGAUUUGUCUCACAUUGAAGGGUAUGGUCUGCACCUAAUUACUGUUACCGUUGUGGAAAUGUAG